AUACAAAAUCAUUUAAAUCUAAAAACAGCCUGUGUUUUAUUAUGUUUAAAAGCUGGAUUUCUGAAAAAUUGUGAAGUUAAUGAGAACAAUCAACUCGAUAGUAGUGAUAUUGAUAACGAUAAAAUAGAUGAAUAG
This is a messenger RNA of Funneliformis mosseae, 135 nucleotides long. Lineage: Eukaryota; Fungi; Glomeromycota; Glomeromycetes; Glomerales; Glomeraceae. The record is from the annotation of a GenBank genome assembly.